Linum trigynum is the source of this 809-nucleotide messenger RNA. NCBI's taxonomy places the organism in Eukaryota, Viridiplantae, Streptophyta, Magnoliopsida, Malpighiales, Linaceae. The record is from the annotation of a GenBank genome assembly.
GGCCAGGUAGAAUAAUUCAUAAGAAACUAUUUCUUUCCUUUUCACAUACUAGAUUGUACCCUGUUCGUUGGCCGGUUAUUAUAUGAUAAUGACAUUUAAAAAAAAAAUUCCGAGUUUAAAUUUCAGUAAUAUGUUCUUCUCUUAAAUCCGUGUCAUGUUAUAUGUCAAUGCCAUGUGAAUUAUCAAAUAGUCUUUAUCCAUUCUACAAAAUAAUAAGGUAGUUUGUUAUUUUUUAAUCAUUAAUUAGCAUGUCGGUUGCAAUUUAAUAAUAGUAAUUAACUUUCAGUUAGUUCAAAUUGACUAUCACUAACUAACUCAGAAGUCUUGGACUUGGGUUGCUAUUCUCCUAGCAUGAAGAAGCAGCAUCUGGAAUCCCACCGGUUUCUGCAUCGUUUCAAUGAGGCAAUUUGUCGGACUGUCUGCAAGAUAGACGGUGUCCUAAUUCCAGGAAUGUGGCUGACAGAACUGUUACUUUCUAGGCCAGCCAUGGCCUCAGUUAUGUCCACCCACACACAACAUAUCAGGAAUCAGGAUGCAGAGCGUUCUCUGAGAAUGGUAUUGGAAUUUUUACUUGAAUUCUACAUUGGCUAGGCUAUCACUGGUCAAAGGCGUGGACAAUUAUUCUACAUCUCGACUAUUCUGCUCUAUCAUGUCCUGCUUCUUUCAUGCUGAUAUUCCCAGGCUCGAGUACGAAGAAUUGCUGAUCUAUCAUAUUUAUACCAGGAACCCUUAUAAGCUGUGAAAGUGCUGGAUCUGGCUAGUUGCUGACACUGGACAAUUGGAGACCUCAAUAACAUACCUCGAAGGCU